AUUUUUCACGAAACAACUCAAGAGAUCCGAUUUGGCGGGAACGAUCUAUUCCAGUAGUCCGACGACUGAAGUGAUUCCAGCAGUGGAUUUGGCUGUCACUCUGUCUCUGGAGGUGGCAACGCAACAACGAACGGUGCGUGGUGAAUCUAGUGGAUUAACAUAUCGGCAGUAGUAGCAGCAGCAGCGGUGGUGGCCACAUCAGGUUAUUAAAGUUCAAUUUUGAUAGGCUGUUGGCGUUGAGAGUUUCCCACCAACCCACCGACAAUGAAGCCCAACAAUCUGGCCCACGUGGACAGUGCGUCGAUAAAAUCGAUCAGUUCCGAAGACAUCAGCACCGCGGCUGCCGCAAAUUGGCACGGCAAGGGAUGCUGCAGUGCCGAGGCGAAAAAUCCGGCCUUCAAACGCGGCCGUCAAAUUCAGCUGAUGCAGAUGAUUGUGCUUCCCUUUAUCCCAAUUCUGGCCCUCAUACUACAAACAUCCAUCGAAAUGAUCGACAUCGUAAGCUACCGAAUGGAGGCCACCGAGAUCGAGAGCCAAGUGACCAUGGCCACCGAUUUGGGUAAGGUAGUUACGAAGCUACAGCUGGAGCGAUCCGAUGUGGCGUUCUACAUCUACACGAACGGCGGCAUGCUGCGGCGGAACUUGACCAAGGGAUUUCAGGAGACGGACCGAGCGCUGGAGAACAUGUCCUCGUGGCCUGAUCUGACGAUCGCCACGCUGAACGACGGGAAGGUGACAUGGUUGAACAUGAGCGAGUUCCGAGCGGAGUUGACGGAGUUCAGGGAUAACAUUUCGUCGGACAAUGGGGAGACCACUAGGGUGCGGGACGUUUUGCAUUGGUACACGACAGUCAAUGGAGCUCUGCUGGAGCAUUUGACGAACCAGAUCAAAGAUGCCAACAAGAGCGGGGUUUGGCGGUACUUGCUGAGCUUCAAGAACAUGCUGAAAAGUAUCGAGAGUUUGGAUAUUUCGGCUAUGUAUGGGAUCAUUUAUUACGGACGAGGUGUGCUAAGGCCUGAUGCCUAUGUCAACUACAUCCAGCAUGAUAUCGUCGGGAAGGAGCUGUUGAACGGGUCGUUGAAUUACAUUCCCAAGCUUAAGGCGACCUAUAAGGAGUUGACGCGGCUUAUGAAGGGAUAUGGGAAGCUGAAACAGUGGGGUUCUACGAUCAGGAUGAACGUGGAGAAGAAACCAGAUAUAUCGACGGCCACGGAGUACUACGAGGCGAUGGCGGCGUAUAUCGAUGAGUUACGGAAGCUGCAGGAUCGUAUACGUUGGAUUAUUAGAGAAGAAGUCCAGAAAGUCCUCGACACCGCAGACCGGAUGGAAACGUUCGGCAUUGGCAUUCUGAUCGUCGUGCUCAUCGUGUCACCCAUCAUAAUCAUCCUGGUGCGAAAUGCCGUUGCCACCAUUCAGAUGUACGCCGUCAACCUGGCCCAGAAGGCCAAAGAGCUGAAGCGGGAAAAACGCAAAUCCGACUCGCUCCUGUUCCAGAUGCUCCCGCCCACGGUGGCCACCCAGCUAAAGCAGGCACAAACCGUCCCGGCGGAAUACUACUCGGCCGUUACCAUCUUCUUCAGUGACAUUGUGGGAUUCACCGAGAUUGCGGCGGAAUGUACGCCCCUGGAGGUGGUAUCGUUCCUGAACGCCAUUUAUCGGAUGUUUGACGAGCGCAUCGAGUGCUACGACGUGUACAAGAUCGAAACCAUCGGGGACUCGUACAUGGUGGCGUCGGGUCUUCCAGUCAAGAACGGGCUGCCCUGCGUUUGCGGGCUUUUCCACGUUACAGGUAACAAGCACGUGUCGGAGAUUGCCACCAUGGCGCUGGACCUGCUGAACGCGUCCGGAUGCUUUAGCAUUCCGCACAAGUCUGACGAGCCGGUGGAGAUACGAGUGGGCAUCCAUACGGGACCGGUGGUGGCAGGGAUCGUUGGUACUAAAAUGCCCAGGUACUGCCUGUUUGGAGACACGGUGAACACCGCAUCCAGGAUGGAAUCAACGGGAGAAGCUCUCAAAAUCCACAUUUCCACCGAGAUGAACGACGAGCUGGUCAAAAUCGGCGGCUUCAAAACCGAACACCGGGGACUGAUCGACGUCAAAGGGAAAGGACUGAUGGACACCUACUGGCUGGACUGCAAGGAGGGGACAAUCCCUAACCACCACGGGGAAGUGGCUUGGUACGCCGAUAUGCAGCCCGUUUAUUUGAAGAUCGUUUAAAACCGCACAUCGAAUGGAGGAACAAGACAAAAAGCACCCAGAAUAGAUACAAAUUUUACAGCUUAUUGCAAGACAACAGACGAAACACACGAACAAACCCAUAUGGCUGGAUACAAUAGACAGAAACCGAAGCCUUACAGUUUUAGUUGAAUAGUGUUUUAGAAGAUUUAGAACUGCGCGGUGAGUCAUGAUUGGGGCUGCAGGUGAAUGUAGUAAGGUGUGAAAUAUUUACACGAUAAACUGAAAACUCUAGUCCGGUGAAGUGAAAUAGUGUAACCAUUACUGUUCAAUUAACCAGACAAGCUGACGGAAGACGAAAAAUAUCUGAAUGUUUACUCGUUGAUAGUGUAUGUGUGUUCUACAUGUAUAUGUGAUAUAACUAAAAGUUUAACACUAAUUAUAGGUAAAUGUGACUCAGAUGGAAUGGAAAUAUACGUAGAUAUAUGCGAAUCCGGUAUAUUUUGCCGAAAAUCACGUGUUUCAUUUCAAUUAUAUUUGCGAAAGGAUAAUUAGGUAGGGUGAGUGGGGGUUGUGAAUAAUGAUUACUCGCGGUUACGUGA
This is a messenger RNA of Aedes albopictus (Asian tiger mosquito), 2777 nucleotides long. RefSeq lists its product as uncharacterized. Gene Ontology annotation, molecular function: adenylate cyclase activity; guanylate cyclase activity; peptide receptor activity. The record is from RefSeq and is a predicted model, not a curated record. The transcript has 7 exons. Gene Ontology annotation, cellular component: plasma membrane. Gene Ontology annotation, biological process: intracellular signal transduction; receptor guanylyl cyclase signaling pathway; cGMP biosynthetic process. The coding region runs from base 265 to 2217 and encodes 650 amino acids. NCBI's taxonomy places the organism in Eukaryota, Metazoa, Arthropoda, Insecta, Diptera, Culicidae.